This is a messenger RNA of Ceratitis capitata (Mediterranean fruit fly), 2328 nucleotides long. Its product is annotated as segmentation polarity homeobox protein engrailed. The coding region runs from base 156 to 2063 and encodes 635 amino acids. Gene Ontology annotation, cellular component: nucleus. The record is from RefSeq and is a predicted model, not a curated record. Lineage: Eukaryota; Metazoa; Arthropoda; Insecta; Diptera; Tephritidae. The transcript is spliced from 3 exons. Gene Ontology annotation, molecular function: DNA-binding transcription factor activity, RNA polymerase II-specific; RNA polymerase II cis-regulatory region sequence-specific DNA binding. Gene Ontology annotation, biological process: multicellular organism development; neuron differentiation; regulation of transcription by RNA polymerase II.
UGAAGUUCAAAAAUUACUUUUAUGACAGUGUGACAAUUUUGAAAUUGAUUUUUUGAAAGUGCCAGGUUAUUGAUUAGUUUGUGCGUUACGUGUUACGUGUAUACUCAACGUGUGUCCUUAACGCGUUCGUAUAUAAAAUUGCCACGGCACUACCAAUGGCCCUAGAGGAUCGCUGCAGUCCGCAAUCUGCUCCAAGUCCGCCUGGCCUACCGCAAUCGCCACACCAGCAUCGCCUUAACCAACAGCAACAGCAACAACAACAAUACGCUCAUCAAUUGCAAUACAACCCAACCGCCGUCACUACUGUGUUAGACAUGAGCCUGCAUCCACAUCCGCCACCGCCACCACCACCACACGUAGCUGCCGCCACAAUUUCGCCCACUAUGUUGCCACAUCCUGUUAGUGCGUCUGCCGCCAGCAAUGCAGCAGCCGCCGCGACACUAUAUCACCAGCAUCAACAAUUGCAACAUUUACAUCAUUUGCAACAAUUACAACAACUACACCAACAGCACUUAGUAAAUGCCGCCGCCUUCCAUCAACAUCCUGGUUUUGAUGCAGCAACAGCCACAGCUUUGGCGGCGGCUAAUCAUGCCGCCACAUUACAACAGCGCUUGGCCGCCUCGCCAGGCGCUACCUCAACACCGUCAUCUACACCCGCCUCGACAAUGACCAUCAAGGAAGAGGAGAAUGAUUCGAUUAUGGGUGAUAGUUUUAAUGGUGACGCGCACAAUGGCAGCUCACAAAUGCGUGGACACACAACGGAGGAUGAUGACGCGGAAGAUGAGGAUGAAGAUGAAGAUGAUGACAUCGAUGUAGACGAUGUAGAUGAUGCUGCACCAAACAGUAGCUCACAUCGUUCACCACCACCCGCACAUCAACAAUCCGCUAAGCCAUCACUCGCCUUUUCGAUCUCCAAUAUACUUAGCGAUCGCUUCGGUGGCAAUGAAGUGGGUAACCGUAGUGCCGGUGACAACUCAGCGCAGCAAACAACGACUAAACAAACACAUUUACAUGCGAACAACAUAUUUCGCCCUUUCGAUGCAGCGCGUUCGGCCACACCAUCCGCCUUUACGCGUGUUGACCUGCUCGAACUGAGUAGGCAACAACAGGCGGCAGCCGCCGCCGCCACUGCCGCUAUGAUGUUGGAGCGUGCUAACUUUUUGAACUGUUUUAAUCCUGCCGCUUAUCCACACAUCCACGAAGAGAUUGUUAAUAGUCGUAUGCGACGUAGUGGCGUUCUACCGCCAGCUGCUAUGAAAUGCAGCGAGUCGGCGGGAACAGCUGCAUUGUCACCCACUGCCGUCGGCAGUAUGGGCGCUAUGGAAAAAUCCGCUUUAGGCUCACUCUGCAAAGCGGUCUCACAAAUUGGUCAAACUGUGUCUGCGCCAGCGUGUUCGAGCACCUCAUCAGCGGCAAGCGCGUCCAGCUUAGCGAGUCCACCACCUGCUUCCAAUGCAUCCAGCGCAUCCUCCUCAACCUCGACGUCUGCGUCGGCGGGUAGUUCGCUUAAUUCAUCGCCCACGAGCAGAAACAUGCCGAGCAAAAGUAGUAGUCCACAGCCCAUACCGCCACCAUCGGCGGUUAGCCGUGACUCGGGAAUGGAGUCAUCGGAUGAUACGCGCUCCGAAGCGGGUUCUACGACAACGGAUGGUGGCAAGAAUGAGGUAUGGCCGGCGUGGGUGUAUUGCACACGUUACAGUGAUCGACCGAGUUCGGGCCCACGUUAUCGUCGCCCCAAGCAACCGAAGGACAAAACUACUGACGAAAAACGGCCGCGUACCGCCUUCUCCAGCGAACAGUUGGCGCGUUUGAAGCGCGAAUUCAAUGAGAAUCGUUAUCUUACCGAACGUCGUCGUCAACAGCUGAGCGCUGAAUUGGGUUUAAAUGAGGCGCAAAUCAAAAUUUGGUUCCAAAAUAAACGCGCAAAAAUAAAGAAAUCUUCAGGUUCCAAAAAUCCACUCGCUCUCCAAUUAAUGGCCCAAGGACUCUACAAUCAUACGACGGUGCCGUUGACGAAAGAGGAGGAGGAGCUUGAAAUGCGUAUGAAUGGGCAGAUCCCAUAAGUGAACGGGUGGCGCUAAAGCUGCUUGUGGGUGGGGAAUAAGCAACGAGCAGAAAUAAAUAUAUAUAUUCGUUGCCUCUCAGCUGCGGGUAAUCUAAAUUUGACGACGCGUGCAAUAAUUAGGGUAGGAUAGAGAAGAAACAACUGAGUUUACGGCCGCCAGCCGUCGGUAGAGUUUAUGAGAAAAUAUAAAUAUAUAUUCUUAAAAGCAAAGUAAAAAUUUGUUAUGUGAUAUAAAUAUAUAUACGUAAGUAUGUAUGGCAAAA